AUGUGCUCCAGACAAAGCUCCGGAGGCUGCCAUGGGAUGUCCUCCCAGUCCAGUGGGUGCCACAGCCAGGGCUCUGGUUGCCACAGCUCCUCCAGUUACCAAUCCCAAGGCUCCUCCUGCUGCGGGGGCGGAGAGGGCUCCGGCAAAGUCAUCAUCAGCUCUGGUGGUGGAGGAGGCGGAUCCUGCUGCAGUGGGGGAUCCUCUGGAUAUGGGAUGGGAGGGGGAUAUGGUGGUGGAUCUUCAGGAUCGAAGAGCAUCAUUGUAGGUGGAGGUAGUGGAGGUUCCUCUGGAUGCUGUAGUGGGGGCAGCUAUGGAAUGGGUGGAGGAUAUGGUGGAUCUUCAGGAUCAAAGACCAUCAUUGGAGGGGGAAGCAGUGGAGGUUCCUCUGGAUGUUGCAGUGGAGGAUCCAGCUAUGGGAUGGGUGGAGGAUAUGGUGGAUCUUCAGGAUCAAAGAGCAUCAUAGUAGGCGGAGGUAGUGGAGGUUCCUCUGGAUGUUGCAGUGGAGGAUCCAGCUAUGGGAUGGGUGGAGGAUAUGGUGGAUCUUCAGGAUCAAAGACCAUCAUUGGAGGGGGAAGCAGUGGAGGUUCCUCUGGAUGCUGCAGUGGAGGAUCCAGCUAUGGGAUGGGCGGAGGGUACGGUGGUGGAUCCUCAGGAUCAAAAACCAUCAUUGUAGGUGGAGGUAGUGGAGGUUCCUCUGGAUACUGUGGUGGAGGAUCCAGCUAUGGAAUGGGUGGAGGAUAUGGUGGAUCUUCAGGAUCAAAGACCAUCAUUGGAGGGGGGAGCAGUGGAGGUUCCUCUGGAUGCUGCAGUGGAGGAUCCAGCUAUGGAAUGGGUGGAGGAUAUGGUGGAUCUUCAGGAUCAAAGACCAUCAUUGGAGGGGGAAGCAGUGGAGGUUCCUCUGGAUACUGUGGUGGAGGAUCUUCAGGCUAUGGCAUGGGAGGAGGGUACAGUGGUGGCUCCUCAGGAGGGCAGACCAUCAUUGGAGGUGGAGAAUAUGGUGGAUCCUCUGGAUGCUGCAGUGGAGGAUCCAGCUAUGGGAUGGGAGGAGGAUACGGCGGUGGCUCCUCAGGCCAGACCAUCAUCAUCAGCUCUGGAGGUGGCAGCGGAGGCUCCUCGCAGCAGAAAUGUCCCAUUGUCAUCCCCAGCGUGGUGUCCCACCAGAGCAAGCAGAGCUCCUAUUGGCCCUAUGGCCAGCAGAAGUAA
This is a messenger RNA of Melozone crissalis (California towhee), 1203 nucleotides long. RefSeq names its product loricrin-like. The record is from RefSeq and is a predicted model, not a curated record. The transcript is spliced from 2 exons. The coding region runs from base 1 to 1203 and encodes 400 amino acids. NCBI's taxonomy places the organism in Eukaryota, Metazoa, Chordata, Aves, Passeriformes, Passerellidae.